Messenger RNA from Hyposmocoma kahamanoa, 1971 nucleotides. RefSeq names its product tubulin glycylase 3A-like. The coding region runs from base 304 to 1548 and encodes 414 amino acids. The record is from RefSeq and is a predicted model, not a curated record. Gene Ontology annotation, molecular function: protein-glycine ligase activity, initiating. Gene Ontology annotation, cellular component: cilium. Gene Ontology annotation, biological process: cilium assembly; protein polyglycylation; cilium movement. Lineage: Eukaryota; Metazoa; Arthropoda; Insecta; Lepidoptera; Cosmopterigidae. The transcript has 5 exons.
AGACUAUCAGAAAUCUCAAGAAAUACAGCGAGUACAAAAUCGAAAAUUCAACAGAGACUUGACAGUCUAAUUUUAUCAGAUUUAGUUAAAGGACAUCAUCCAAAUUUGGUUUGGGAUAUAAAACAUUACAAAUACCUCAAUAAUUAUUCAUACAAAGGUGAUGUUGGGGACAGUGACAAUCCGAAUAGUGUUACGACACAAAAAAUCCCGAUUAGGAAUCAGUUGGAAGUCGAGGCGUUAUGGGCCUCUCAGAUAGGUUUGUGGAAUUGUACGAAACAGAGCUAUUGGACUUAUAUAAACAAUAUGGCAGAAGUAACUACACCCAGGAUUUACACUAACGAUGCCUUUGAUCAAAAAGAUUUCUUGAAAGAUUACCACUUGACUGCGUGUACGAGUUUAUUGAAGUGGGUUCUAACAAUGGUGGCAAAUGACGUACCAAUUAUAAACGGAAAAAUUUCUACUAAUGUUUUGAUUUUUGCUUUAAACCGAUGCAAAGAAUAUUUGCAUAUGAAACAAAACAGAGAUAUUGAUAUUCCAAUACAAAAAAAAGCCACAUCUGGACAAUGGAACUUUUUUUUAAAAAGCUAUUUCACUUUAAUAAAUUGCCACGAUGUAUUUCUAGUUGAAAGAACCAACAUAUUCUCUCUGUUAAUUGCCUACGCAAAAAUAUUGCUGAAAAAUAUUCACAAAUACCGGCCACAGCUGAACUGUGAAGGUUUCCACAAUAUUUGGGUUAUGAAAUCGGCAGACCCUAGAGAUCGAGAAAUCAAAAUGGCUUCAAACUUGAGAGUUAUUACCGAAUGGAAAAAUAGCGCAUCGUCUGAGUACGUUAUUCAAAAGUAUAUAGAGGAACCGUUGUUGAUCCAUGAAACAAAAUUUGAUAUAAAACAAUAUUACCUAAUUACAACUGUUUAUCCGUUAGAAAUUUGGAUGUACAAGGAUUGUUACUUAAGGUUUAGUUCACAAAAAUACACCCUCAAAAGUUUUCAUCGAUCCAUUCAUCAAACAAGCUACGCUGUUCAAAGAAAGGGCAAACAUUUUACUGGUCGGCACUGUGAACUUCCAACGUGCAAUACAUGGAAUUUGCGUGCAUACAAAAACUACUUACGAAGGAACGCAAAGGAAAGUGUUUGGAACAAAAUCAUAUAUCCUGGUAUGAAACAAGCAAUCGUCGGAAUUAUGUUAAGUUCCCAAAGCUUGUUACCGUUCCCUCAUCAUUUUUCAAAAGGAAGGUUCGGCUUAUACGGUUGUGAUUUCAUACUUGACAAAGAAUUCCGACCUUGGUUGAUGGAGAUUAAGUCUUGUCCUGAUCUAAAUCCAACGACUAAAGUAACAUCGAAGUUUUGCAAAAGUUUAAUUCGAGACGUUUUCAAAGUCAUUAUUGAUUAUCCUCAUAAUCCAAACGCUAAGACUGGUAAAUUUGAAUGCGUGUAUCGUGAACCUGUAACACAUAUUAGACAACAAGAAUUAUUUGUACGAGGUCACCAACUACCGGUGGAUUAUUUUGAUUGCGAAUCAGAAGAUGAGAAGAAACCUCAAAUUUUAUGAAGCUUCAGUUAAGACUCCUCUUUGUGACUUUUCGCCUCUGCACGCUGUUAAUUCAAGCCCAUACGAAAUUAAUGUUGUUGAUAAUCACACCUCAAGGUUAUAAAUACUACUGCGAGUACCAUCACCGUAACAACUAUGGAGCGACAUCUGUUUGUGAAAUCAUUGACUUCGAAAGUACUUACGUGAAAGGCCGCAUGCCAAGUUAUUGUACAUUAUGUUAAACACUGACGACUCAAUUAUAUAACGCAGCGUUGCAUCAGUUAUGUCUAGUAUGGUCGUGUAAUUGCCAAGGCCGACUGGAUAAGUGGUGUCCGUGAAAUAUGUUUGUUUAUAUUAAUUAUGCUGCAUCAACCUUCAUGUGUGUACCUUUUGAGCAAGAAGUUUCAGAAGAACGAUGUCUCCCGAAUGAAAAUCCCGUUUUUA